AAAAAACUUAAAAUAUUAUAUCAGAGCAUUUGGAGCGGACCUGCUCGCGCGAUGAGAAACUAAAAGUGGGAAGCAGCCCGCUAUAUUUAGCAGCUAUGCGUAUUGCGCACCGUUUUCCUACGCGAGACCUCGCCAUCGGUGUCGAUGGCCGCCCACGACCAACCGGAGACUCUGUACCAAGUUCUAUUCGAUCGGUACCGGAGCCUGGAGGCGAGCCACUCCAGGCUCCGAGCCGAGUUCCACCAACUCCGCCACCAGAGGAGGAAGGAGAAGGAGAAGCAAGAGGAGGAGGCUGAGCUGCCGACGUCAGACUAUCCGGGUUCGCUGUUCAACGUGCCCGGUUUCUUCCUCUCGGGCAGCCCGUACAAAGCCGUGUUGGAUAGCAUAGGCCACGCCGUCUAUGUCUGCGUAGCAUCCAGCGGAGAGAUCAAUUACUGGAAUCGAGCGGCUGAGGAUCUCUAUGGAUGGAAGGGCUAUGAAGUCCUUGGACAGAGAGAUUCUGAGAACAUCAUUGCUGAGGAAUACUUUGCACCUCUAAAGAGAAUCAUGGAAAAGUUGAGCAUUGGGCUAUCAUGGUCAGGUCAGUUCCCUCUUAAGAAGAGGUCUGGAGAAAUAUUUGUGGCGAUGGUAACCAAAACCCCGUUGUAUGAGAACAAUGAGCUUGUCGGUAUUAUCACCAUUUCAAAUGACGCGGCAUUGUUUAAUAGAUUACAAGCAGAAAAUAUGAAAACAUUCAAGGAUCAUGCCAAUGUCCAAUGUAGAGGAUGGCAAUCAAAGCACCCACGGCCACCUAUUGCACCAUUGCCACAGAUUGCAUCGUCUGUUUCUAAUCUGGCCUCAAGACUUCUAUCAAGAAAUGAAGACAAUGUAUGCAAUUCAAGUGCGAUAAACAAGGGCAGAGAGGACUCUACAAUACAAACCGAAGAUGCUGACUUAGAGAAACCUGGUAAACUGGCAGCAAAGUUCUUGUCAAAGCUGCGUACUAUAGGAACCAACAAAGGUGGAAACCAAGAUGAUAGAAGCUCUCAACAAAGUGGUAGAACCGGUGCUUCUCUGUUUAGAAAUGAAGUGACUAAGGAUACUACUUCCCCAAGAAAGUCAAAGGCAUCAAGUACAUGCCACUGCUUUGUUGAUACAGACAGUAAGGAAGAAAAACCCGGUAAUGGCCAUUCUUCUCAAGACGAUAAUAGAACUCAUCCAAAUGCAUAUGGGCACAAAAACUCAAUUUCAGAUGAGGGUUCUGUUUUAGCCUCUUCAAGGGAGUGCAAUGAGGAUUUUGGGUCUCCCGGACUGGGUUAUCUGCUGCCAAUAUUACGCUACCAAGUGGAGGGGAAGGAUCCAAAACCUGAAGAAUGCUACUUGAAUACUUUGGAGAUUCAAGAUUCAGUGCAUGGACAAAAUGGUAAACAACUACCAAAUUUAGACAGCAGUGGUAGUUGUUCAAUCAAAUGGGAUAACGACUCUAACUCCAGAGAAGAUUGUGAGAUUUCGUGGGAUGACUUGCAUUUGGGAGAUGCAAUUGGACAAGGCUCAUGUGCCAUUGUUUAUCGUGGAAUCUGGAAUGAAUCGGAUGUUGCUAUUAAGGUUUACUUUAAGAAUGAAUACAGUGAAGGGAUUUUACAAGACUACAAGAAGGAGAUUGAUAUAAUGAAAAGAUUGCGACAUCCUAAUGUCUUGUUGUUUAUGGGAGCUGUGUGCUCACAAGAACGCCUUGCCAUCGUCACAGAGUAUUUACCUAGGGGAAGUCUCUUUAAACAACUUCACAAGAACAAUCAGACAUUAGACAUCAGACGACGGCUGGUGAUGGCUCUUGAUGUUGCUAGAGGUAUGAAUUACUUGCAUCAUAGAAAUCCACCUAUAGUUCACAGAGAUUUGAAAUCGUCUAACCUGCUGGUCGAUAAGAAUUGGACUGUCAAGGUUGGAGACUUUGACCUGUCAAAGUUGAAGAAUGCAACCUUCUUGAGUGCAAGAUCUGGAAGAGGAACACCUCAGUGGAUGGCCCCUGAAGUCCUUCGAAACGAACCAUCUAAUGAGAAGUCAGAUGUGUUUGGCUUUGGUGUCAUCCUGUGGGAACUAAUGACUCAAUCGGUCCCAUGGAAUAACCUCAAUUCCUUACAGGUGGUUGGAAUUGUAGGGUUCAUGGAUAGAAGAUUAGACAUACCAGAAGGCCUCGAUCCCCAAGUAGUAUCCAUCAUCGAAGACUGUUGGCAAAGCGGCCCGGAACAACGUCCAUCAUUUGAAGACAUAAUUCAGAGAAUGAAGGGCCUAAUCCAGAAAUUUGCAUCAUUAUCUGUGAGGAGGAGCUCAGAAUCAUAACUAUAAUAUGGUUUAGGUCAAACAAACACCUUUAAGCCUACUAAACAAUUCCGAAUAGAUUAAUUUCAUCAACUGCUUUAGAUAGUCUUUUUUUCUCUGCCCUACAAAUGCAUACAUAUGUUUUUCAGGUGGAACAUGAAGAAAUAAAAGGAAUAUGUUGGGUAGUGC
Pyrus x bretschneideri (Chinese white pear) is the source of this 2484-nucleotide messenger RNA. RefSeq names its product probable serine/threonine-protein kinase SIS8. The record is from RefSeq and is a predicted model, not a curated record. Lineage: Eukaryota; Viridiplantae; Streptophyta; Magnoliopsida; Rosales; Rosaceae. Gene Ontology annotation, molecular function: protein kinase activity; ATP binding. The transcript is spliced from 14 exons. The coding region runs from base 145 to 2316 and encodes 723 amino acids. Gene Ontology annotation, biological process: protein phosphorylation; regulation of DNA-templated transcription.